Molecule: messenger RNA, 885 nt
Organism: Gastrolobium bilobum
Lineage: Eukaryota; Viridiplantae; Streptophyta; Magnoliopsida; Fabales; Fabaceae
Product: cytochrome b561 and DOMON domain-containing protein At5g47530-like
Exons: 2
Coding region: 1-885 (294 amino acids)
Source: RefSeq, a predicted model, not a curated record
AUGGUUGGUUCCCAAGCAUUUGUGGCUGUUCUAACAUCAUAUGGGACAUUUAAAGCCUGUACCUCACCAAUAACAAGUUAUGUAACUCUCUUGCAACACGGUAAUCUGAGUUUCCCUGUUCCUAAUGUUUUAGCAAUCUACAUAAACAGCCACAAGAUCAUCUUUGCAAGUUUCCAAAUUCCAUCCAAUGGGACUUUGGUGAAUCAUGUUUGGCAAGAAGGUUUUGCUUGGGAUGAUGGAACUUCAAAAGCACACUUCCUAUCAGGACCUAAUCUUCUGUCUUUUGCUACCCUGGAUUUUACAUCUGGGAAUGUUUCAGAAACAGGUGUAGAAGUGAACUCCUCAAACACAACACUAAAAAACGUUCAUGGGAUUUUGAGUUCUUUUAGUUGGGGAUUUCUAAUGCAGCUUGGGGUAAUAUUCGGUUACGUGAAAGAAUGUGAUUGUGGUUGUGGAGCAUCUGCAGGCGUUUUGCAUCGAGCAUUUGUAUCUCUAGCAUUUUUUAUCGGCUCUGGUGGCUUUGUUACUGGUUUGUAUUUGGGAAAUCAUAAUCAUUCCGGAGUUCAUAAUGCUUCACACAGAUUCAUUGGGAUCACUCCAAUGUAUCUGACACAUGUUCAAAUAUUUGUUGCUAGAUUCCUGAAGCCUGAAAAUAAUCACAAGUAUAAAAUAUUUUGGAAAACUUUUCAUUUUAUAGUCGGCUAUUCAAUUUUGUUCCUAGCCAUGCUGAACCUCGUCAUCGCUUUUUCCAUCCUCAACCUUGAUUAUGACGACAACAAAGCAAAUUAUUAUGCUUUAAUUAUCUUCGUCAACGAGUUUGCUUUGUUUGCGGAGUUGGUUUUCCUUCUGGUUUUAAUCCUUAAUAGUAUUGCAGAUUUGCUUUGA